Molecule: messenger RNA, 274 nt
Organism: Funneliformis mosseae
Lineage: Eukaryota; Fungi; Glomeromycota; Glomeromycetes; Glomerales; Glomeraceae
Source: the annotation of a GenBank genome assembly
AUGGGGGAUAGCCAAUCUUUGGAAUUAAGAGAAAUGGAUGCAAUUAAUCUAAGUAUCUGGAGUGAAAAAGAUUUUUUGGCUUUAAAAGAUACCUUGAAUCAAUUUAUUGAUUCUACGAAAUUUUCACAAAAGAAUUUCAUAGUUAUAUUUGGCCUUUUAGGAAAGUAUUGCCUGAAUCGAGUUCGAGAUAGUAAUUAUGCAAUGUAUGAAUCGCAUUAUGUUAAUAUGACAUUAAAUUUUGGCAAUAGUGAUUUGGUUAUCGAUGGGAAUACUG